UUCUUAACUGCUCUUCACUUAAGGAGCAUGGAGGUCUUCAGGGUCAGGAGAAAACACUGGGGUCCAAGGAGUCUGGGAAUGCCUGUGGGGAAGUCAAGACCUGAGGGAGCCAUGGAAAAUGAGUAGAAGAGGGCAGGCACAACUCGUGUUCACCAUUCACACCCCAGGGCCCGAGUGGUGCCCCCUGGAGGUGAGUGUCGCGCAGCCCAUGGGGUGGCGGCCCUAGCUCUCCUCCCAGGCUGUGCACAGGAGACCUGAGGAGGAGAGAGUGUUGUGUUAGUGAACCCGGAAUGUAACCUGAAGUCCAGAAGGAGAGAGCAGAGGAAGGGAAGGAAGCUAGCACUGAGGAUUUCGUGUGGCCAGUCUGUGUCCCGCGUUCCUCCACCUCUGCCCUUUUGUUACGGCCACCCUGGGGGCCAGGUGAAGGCGGGGGUGCAGAGAUGAAGCUGACACAGGUUACACGGAUGUGUAACACAUCCGAUGUGUGACACAGUCACACAGAUGGCACAUGGCCAUCUGCCAUCUGGCAGAGGGCAGUUUGAACCCGGAUUUGCUGGACUCCAGAGCCUUCCUCAUCCUCCCACCUUCGACGUGACUCACUGUACCCGAGAGGAGCCUUUGCUUCAAGUGCAGGAAGCCCGAGCGCGUUUCUGAACUUGCUAGCACAUUAUCCGAGAAUGAGUCUUUCUUAUUAUGCCUGGAGAUGCAUUUCUUUCUUUCAUUAAACACAACAAAACAAAGCUGGCAGUGCCUGCAAUUUGAUUUGCCCUUAAUGUGGGGAAAUAAAAAGACCUGUGUGUACUUAACAAGCAGAACCUGUUUUUAGUGUUUAGCCAGCUCCCGUCUGGGUGUUUUUUCCUUUAAGUAACUGCACCUCCUGGUACACCCAUCUAAGCCCCAACAGCUGUUCCCCCUCUUGGGUCCCCGUGUUGUGAGGCGGCACUUUCUCUCGUUUAAGGAAAGAAACCACGCGUGUUAAGUUACCCGUAUAAAUUGAUUGCACGAACGUGUUCAGUCAGAACAUAGAAAUGGCCUGGUUCUCCUGGAGACUUUGCCUGUCACACUGUUUUCCGGCUUCAUUCCGUCUUCCUUGAGAGCUGGUUGUACCCGGCCGCGAUGACACCGUACGGCGGCCCCCGGGAGACGUUGAUGCAUUUUGCCGUGCGGCUGGGCCUGCUGAGGUUGACGUGGUUCCUGCUGCAGAAGCCCGGUGGCCGAGGGGCCCUCAGCAUCCACAACCAGGAAGGGGCGACACCUGUGAGCCUGGCCCUGGAGCGGGGCUAUCACCAGCUGCACCAGCUUCUAACCGAGGAGAACGCCGGAGAACCAGACUCCUGGAGCCGUCUGUCCUAUGAGAUACCUUACGGAGACUGUUCUGUGAGGCACCAUCGAGAGCUGGACGUCUAUACGUUAACCUCUGAGUCCGAAGCGCAUCAUGAACCCCCAUUUCCUGGAGACCGUUGCACUGGACACAUAUUUAAACUUAGGAACAUCCAACAGCAGCUAAUGAAAACAAACCUUAAGCAGAUGGACAAUCCCAUGCCCUUAAUGGUGACAGCACAGGAUCCUUCAGGUGUGCCCGCUGCUCAGGAUACAGACAGCCAGUGUCUCUGCUGUGCAUCAGCCCCCAGGGACAGCCAGCAGCGCCCUCUUCCCGAAGACACCGCAAGCUCUCCGUGCUGCCCAGGGAGCACUGCCGGGGGGAUUGCAAGUUCCUGCGAUUUGUCAGGUGUGGCUAAGGAGGAGCACACAGACUGUUCCUGCGGGAGGAGAACUGCAGGCGUGGAGAGAAAAGGGGAAGAGGUGGAGGCAGCACGCGCUGCAGACUGCGGAGCCGCAUCUGGGCCCAGCCACUGCCUGCAGAGUGUGCCCGAUUGUGGAGGAAAGGGCGCAGGGGGCGUCCCCUGCUGUGGACUCAGAAACGGAGAAACUGGAACAGAAUCUGCCGCACUGGCCGCGGACCAGGAGUCCCCAGGCGCCGGAGACCACGUCCUGCAGGGAGACGUGGCCAUGCAGCCGAGCACCGCUGCCAUUCGGCAUCUGUCUGGAGGGGAGCUUGCAGUCGGCGUCCCAGUGACUGCUGGGGACCCAAAAUGUGAUCUCGGGAACACAGACACCCCCACCCAGAAGAACGUGCUCGAAGCUGGGGGGAGCACGGGCGAAGAGGUUGCCAGCUCUGGUGUCAGCACGGCUGGAGCCUGUGAUGGAAGAGGCCCGAGGAAGCCUACAGGUGAAGCCGGCGCUCCUCACGGCAUCCCUGCCACUGCUUCCCUGGAGGCUUCCAGACCUGUCGAGUGUUCACCUGCAGGCAGUAACAGAGAAGCCUCCACCGUCAAAACUGCAGAGACUGAAACUUCGCGAGGUUGUGAGGGGGGCGCUGGGGUUCCACCAAAUCCGAGCCCCCCAGUACUUGCAGCUGCAGCGGAAGACACGCCUGCCGAUGGGUUUGAGCCCUGUGCUCCCUUGGCAGGCGCAAGUGUGCCAGCAUCGCCCUCUGGCCUAACCUUUCCUGGGCCCCAAAAAGACACGGCAAACCAGGAGCCAGAAACGGAUUCACCUCCCAUCCAAAGCCCAAACGGCGAAUCACCCCUCUGUCCCCCCGCUGGAGGUGGCAAGCCUUGUGCUGUCUCCACGCGGCAGCAGGACAUGGUGACUUCUGGUGGUGUGUUGGCUGCAGAACGCUGUGAUGACAUAGUUACCCGGCCUGAAAGCCACCCAGGACUGCCCCCCACGCAGCAUCCACCCCCCGCCGCCUGCUGUGAAGGUCCACAGGCUAGCCCGGCCGCCCCCAGCCUUGUGCGAGAUACCCAGGAACAUGUGGCAUUUUGUCGUCUUGAAGUUUCGGAUACGAAGGGCCAAGGAGGAGACUUGAAAUUAGAAACCAACUCAACAGAUACGCUCGGGGUGCGUCCGCAUGCUGCUGCCCUCGGAGCCGAGAAGGAGCUGGUGCCGGACCAGGCAGUGACAUCAGACAGGGCUUUUUCUCUGGCAGGCGGUUCAGGCAGUGAAUCAGUAACCAAAGAUGACGCGUUUUCUCUUGUCCCCUCCCAGAAAGAAAAGGGAACAGCAGCUCCUGGACUGCACACGGCUCCAGACGGUAGAGAUGGCCCGGGCGGAGAUGCGAACGAGCCCCUAGAAGACGGCGCCGCAGGCCUGCCCGUGCCCUCCGCCGCUCUCCAGCUUCAGCCCAGCAUGGGGAAUACCAGUCCCACGGCACUUGGCGAGGAACAAGGGGGACCCUGCCUCUCAGCAGCCCCCGAAGUUCCGAAUCUCGAGGGCGGCGCGGACUCUUCUCUGCUGCCUGCGGGGAAGGCCACUGUGGCCUCCAGUUCCAUUUUGACUGAAGAAGGGAAAAAUCUGGUGCUUCCAGAAAGCUCUGACGCUCAGGGACAGGGUGGCAGGGAUAAAGCAGUGACUUGUUCCCCUGUUAAGGAAGACACUCUUUCCUUGGGAACGUUUCAGGAAGAGCGGAGAACACCACCUCCCGGACAGGAGGCGCAGGGACUCCGUGGAGAGCCCGGCUCCGCUGGCUGUGCCGAGGACAGAGCCCUGGAGCACGGCAACACGCUGGACACGCCCUCGGCCUGCCUUGAUGCAGAAACUCAGCAAAACAAGGAAGUGGCCCCACCAGUCUCACCACCGACUGAAGGUGGGGCUGCACAGAGCCUGGUGCCGCCGGGAGCCGGGCUGGCUGCAGCCCCACGCCAGGAAGCCCUGGGUGCAGAGCAGGGCAGCUCGGCUCCCUCGCCAGGGCUCUUACCAGAUGGGGCUGAGGCUCAGCCUUGCAGUCGAGCUUUUGCUCUGGAUGCUGGAGUGCAAAACCUUAACUCCCAGGGAAUGAACCCUGCUUGUGAGGUGAACGGAAAGGUGGCCUUGGAUGUCGCCGUGGCUAACGCUUUACCAGGCACCGCUGGGGCCGGGAGACAGGCCGCAUCACACAACACACAAGAACUCCCGCUUCCAAAAGCCUCGUUGAGCCAGGAGGAGAAUAUGAUCCUGGGGUCGCCAGGAGCUUUACCAGACAGAGGAGUGACUGACCCACAGGGCGCUGCGACUCCAGAGUUGCUCCCUCUCGGUUGGAAGGAAGCGGACCACGGCAGCAGCUUGGGCAGCUCCGGGGAGGCACAGGUGGACACCCAGGCACAUCACAUCCUACGGCAGCCUGUUGCCACAGAGGUCCCCCCGGAGGCCGGGCUCCCACGCACUGGUGACCAGGCCCCAGGCGGGGAAAGGAGCGCUGCCCCUCUGCCCUGUGCUGCGCAUCUGCCCGGGAGCGCCGACUCCAUCGAGGAGGCCGCGAGUCGCAUUGUGGAGGCCGUCCUAGAUCAAGUCAAGGCCUCGGGAGCACUCCUCACUGGGCGGGGGACCAGUCACAUGUCACUGUCCAGUCCUCCAGAGUCAGGCCCGGUGACCGAGCGGCCAGUGAGUGCCUCUGGAGGGAACGUGAUCGCUUUUGUGCCUGGGCAGACCCCACAAACGGGCAGUGUUCGUGAAGAAGUCCCUGGCAACCUCGCAGGGUGUUCGGCUGAAAGCAGGGAGCUGGAGAAGAUGAAUCUGCCUGCUGACGGACCUGAGCCGGCAACAGAAAUGCCAGACCUGAAAGCCGCCGACGAAGUGGAUUUUCGGAGUAAUGGGAGGACGGGCGUGGCCUCUGCAGAGGUGGCCGUGGGAGACGUGGCCACCACAGCAGAGAUGAAACCAGGCCUAAAGACCCAGGCGAUAAACCGGGAAAGCUGGUGUACAAUACAGCCGUGCCCUGAUGCAGCGUCUCUCUUGGCUCCCACACAGAGCCCAGGAUGUGACAGCUUCCUGGAUGUUGGACUGGCCAGAGAGUGUGCCUCAAAACCAGGUGUGCUCAAACGAGAAUCCGGAAGUGACUCUGACCUCUUUCAGUCACCCAGCGAAGAAGUGGACAGCAUCAUCUUCUCCAAGCCCGAGGAAGAGCAGUUGGUCUGUGAUAUCACCGGAUCCAGUUCUUCCACCGAUGACACGGCUUCCUUGGAUCGACAUUCCUCUCAUGGCAGUGACGUAUCCCUCCCCCAGAUUUCAAAUUUGAACAGGUCCAGAGAUCAGCAGUGUCUUGACAGCUUCUACAGCCAUGGGGCUGGAGCUGAGGGUCGAGAGAGUGAGGGCGAAGCUGCUGGCUCAGGUGAGAUGGACGAGGAGGAGAUGGACAGCAUCACCGAAGUGCCCACGAACCGCUCUGUGCUGAGGGGCUCGAUGCGCUCCCUGUCCCCUUUCCGGAGGCACAGCUGGGGUCCUGGGAAGAACGCGGCCAGCGACGCGGAAAUGAAUCAGCGCAGUUCAUUGCGAGUUCUUGGGGACGUUGUCAGGAGACCCCCCAUUCAUAGGAGAAGUAUGAGCUGGUGUCCUUCUGGUGUGCAAUAUUCUGCUGCCCUGAGUGCUGACUUUAAUUACAGAAGUUUCAGCCUAGAAGGCUUGACAGGAGGAGCCGGUGUCGGAAACAAGCCGUCCUCAUCUCUAGACGUAAACUCUGCAAACACCAAAGAGCUCAGGCACCCUUUCAGUGGGGAGGCGAGGGGUGACUCUCUGAUGUCGCUUUCAGAAGAGGAUCUGGAAUCAGGCCAGAGAGAACACAGGAUGUUUGAUCAGCAGGCAUGUCACAGAUCUAAACAACAGGGAUUUAAUUACUGUACAUCAGCCAUUUCUUCUCCAUUGACAAAAUCCAUCUCAUUAAUGACAAUCAGCCAUCCUGGGUUGGACACCCAGCCACGGAUGCAGCCAGCAAGGCGGGUCUCCUUCUCCGUCCGCAUCUCUCCACAUCUCCUUAAGUCUAAAACUCUCUUUUCUCUUGGCUCUUCUCACUCCAUUGAUGGCGAGGAGGAGUUGCGUAAUUCACGGCCUUUCCACAGCACCAGUGCUAACCUGACCGAGAGUAUAACAGAAGAGACCUAUAGUUUCCUGCCUCAGAGCCCCUCCAAGAAAGAUUUUGAAGGCAAGAGUGGAACAAAAGUCAGCCGCACAUUCAGCUACAUCAAGAAUAAAAUGUCCAGCAGUAAGAAGAGCAGAGAAAAGGAAAAAGAGAAAGAGAAAAUCAAGGAGAAGGAGAAAGAUUUGAAGGAGAAGGACAAGGACAAGAAGACUGUCAACGGACACGCUUUCAGUUCCAUCCCUGUUGUGGGUCCCGUCAGCUGUAGCCAGUGCGUGAAGCCUUUCACCAGCAAGGACGCCUACACUUGUGCAAGUUGCGGUGCUUUCGUCCACAAAGGCUGCAGAGAGAGUCUGGCCUCCUGUGCAAAGGUCAAGAUGAAGCAGCCCAAGGGGACCCUGCAGGCACAUGACACGUCUUCGCUGCCCACGGUCAUCAUGAGAAGCAAGCCCUCCCAGCCCAAGGAGCGCCCCCGAUCCGCGGUCCUCCUGGUGGAGGAAACUACUGCCGUCCCCAUGUUUGCCACUAGACGGUCACAGCAGAGUGUCUCACUCUCCAAAAGUGUCUCCAUACAGAACAUUGCUGGAGUCGGCAAUGAUGAGAACAUAUCAAACACCUGGAAGUUCCUGUCUCAUUCGACAGACUCACUAAACAAAAUCAGCAAGGUCAAUGAGUCGACAGAAUCACUUACUGAUGAGGGAGUAGGUACAGACAUGAAUGAAGGACAGCUGAUGGGGGACUUUGAGAUGGAAUCCAAACAGCUAGAAGCAGAGUCCUGGAGUCGAAUAGUGGACAGCAAGUUUCUGAAACAGCAAAAGAAAGAUGUGGUCAAACGGCAAGAAGUGAUUUACGAGUUGAUGCAGACAGAGCUGCACCACGUCCGGACGCUCAAGAUCAUGAGCGACGUGUACAGCCGGGGGAUGAUGACCGAGCUGCUCUUUGAGCAGCAGAUGGUGGAGAAGCUGUUCCCCUGUUUGGACGAGCUGAUCAGUAUCCAUAGCCAGUUCUUCCAGAGGAUCCUGGAGCGGAAGAAGGAAUCUCUGGUGGAUAAAAGUGAGAAGAACUUUCUCAUCAAGAGGAUGGGGGACGUGCUUGUAAAUCAGUUUUCGGGGGAGAACGCGGAGCGCUUGAAGAAGACGUACGGCAAGUUCUGUGGGCAGCACAACCAGUCUGUAAACUACUUUAAAGACCUUUACACCAAGGAUAAGCGGUUUCAGGCCUUUGUGAAGAAGAAGAUGAGCAGUUCCGUCGUGAGGAGGCUGGGAAUCCCGGAGUGCAUACUGCUGGUGACCCAGCGGAUCACCAAAUACCCGGUGUUGUUCCAAAGGAUCCUGCAGUGUACCAAAGACAAUGAGGUGGAGCAGGGAGAUCUCGCUCAGUCCCUCAGCCUGGUGAAGGAUGUGAUUGGAGCCGUAGACAGCAAGGUGGCAAGUUACGAAAAGAAAGUGCGUCUCAAUGAGAUUUAUACGAAGACAGAUAGCAAGUCGAUCAUGAGGAUGAAGAGUGGCCAGAUGUUUGCCAAGGAAGAUUUGAAGCGGAAGAAGCUUGUGCGGGACGGGAGUGUGUUUCUGAAGAACGCGGCAGGAAGGCUGAAAGAGGCUCAAGCAGUUCUCCUUACUGACAUUUUAGUUUUCCUUCAAGAAAAAGACCAGAAAUACGUCUUUGCAUCAUUGGACCAGAAGUCAACAGUGAUCUCUUUAAAGAAGCUGAUUGUGAGAGAGGUAGCGCACGAGGAGAAAGGUCUGUUCCUGAUCAGCAUGGGCAUGAGGGACCCCGAGAUGGUGGAAGUGCACGCCGGCUCCAAAGAGGAGCGGAACAGCUGGAUUCAGAUCAUCCAGGACACGAUCAACACCCUGAACAGAGAUGAAGACGAGGGAAUUCCUAGCGAGAGCGAGGAAGAAAAGCGGGCGCUGGACAGCAGAGCGCGGGAAUUAAAAGAACAACUUCAGCAGAAGGACCAGCAGAUCCUUCUCUUACUGGAAGAGAAGGAGAUGAUCUUUCGGGACAUGACUGAGUGCAGCACUCCCUUGCCUGAGGAGUGCUCCCCGACUCACAGCUCUAGAGUCCUCUUCCGCUCCAACACAGAAGAGGCACUCAGAGGAGGACCUUUAAUGAAAAGUGCAAUAAAUGAGGUGGAGAUCCUUCAGGGUUUGGUGAGUGGAAGCCUGGGAGGCACACUGGGGCAGGCUGUCAGUAGCCCCGUUGAGCAAGAAGGUACGGUUGGCCCUGUUUCCUUGCCCCGGAGAGCAGAGACCUUUGGAGGAUUCGACAGCCAUCAGAUGAAUGCUUCUAAAGGAGGCGAGAAGGAGGAGGGAGAGGAUGGCCAAGAUCUUAGAAGAACAGAGUCGGACAGUGGUCUGAAAAAGGGUGGAAAUGCUAACCUGGUAUUUAUGCUUAAAAGAAACAGUGAGCAGGUUGUCCAGAGUGUCGUUCACCUCCACGAACUCCUCAGCACGCUGCAGGGCGUGGUGCUGCAGCAGGACAGCUACAUCGAGGACCAGAAGCUGCUGCUGGCCGAGCGCGCGCUCAGCCGCGGCUCGUCGCGCCCCAGCUCCCUGGUGGAGCAGGAGAAGCAGCGCAGCCUGGAGAAGCAGCGCCAGGACCUGGCCAACCUGCAGAGGCAGCAGGCGCAGCACCUGGACGAGAAGCGGCGGCGCGAGCGCGAGUGGGAGGCCCGCGAGCGGGCGCUGCAGGAGCGCGAGGCGCGGCUGGCGCAGCGCGAGCAGGACGUGCGGCAGGGCCGCCAGGACCUCGACCGUGACCGCGACGAGCUGCAGUUCAAGAAGGGCGCCUACCAGUGCGACCUGGAGAGGCUGCGCGCCGCCCAGAAGCAGCUGGAGAGGGAGCAGGAGCAGCUGCGCCGGGACGCCGAGCGCCUUAGCCAGAGGCAGGCGGAGCACGACGCCUGUCAGGUGUCUCACCCUCACACCAAGCUGCUGAGGAUCCCAUCCUUCUUCCCGAAUCCUGAGGAGUCCCCCUUGCCGUCUGUACCUGCGAUAGCCAAAUCAGGGUCACUAGACUCAGAACUCUCGGUGUCCCCAAAAAGGAACAGCAUCUCUCGGACACACAAAGAUAAGGGGCCUUUUCACAUACUGAGCUCCACCAGCCAGACAAACAAAGUAGCAGAGGGUCCGAGCCCGGCCCCCGUGCCCGCCUCUGCCUCCACCCGCCUGUUCGGGUUAGCCAAGCCAAAGGAGAAGAAGGAGAAGAAAAAGAAGAAUAAAGGAAGCCGCUCUCAGUCUGGUGAUGGCCCUGCAUCAGAAGUGCCCACGGAGGGUGAAGAGAUCUUCUGCUGACCCUGCCCUCUGUCCCGGCCCAUGGCUGCCAGCUCCCCACUGUCCUGCCGUUCCUGGGUGUGCUCUCCUACCGUGGACGCCCAUGCCAGGAGACCAGGGCCCUGGACCAGGAACAGAUGGUCUCGAAUGUCAGGGUGGGGGGGGGAGGCCCGGGGCUGGUGGCAUUGGUGGCGGCCAAUGGCUCCACUGAGGAUGUUUCAGUGGUCUGGGCACUGGUUUGGGGCACAUCAGGAACUCCUAAAGGCUGAAAGAGGUUUCUAAAUAAGGCCUGAAGUUAUCCCUGCCUUUUAUUUGGGGGACACAUCAGUCCGACAAGCAGAUAGUGGGACUUUGUCCGUGUGCGUACCGGUACCCAUCUGCAUGGACACGUAGGGUCUGCCGGAAGCGGGCACCCUCCGUGGCAGGCGCCGGCUCGGCUCGGCAUAGAAAGUGCUGCCCAGCCUGCUCAGGUAGCAUGUGGGCGCUUGGGGCUCCCCCGGUCCUCUGCGGCGGUUUUCCCAGAACCUUACCCCGUGCACACCUCACCCCUUUUUGCAUGUAUUUCUCAUUUCAUUUUGGAAGGGAGGGCGAACGUUUGUGAAAACCAGUGAGAGAAGGUGUGAUGUGUUUAAAGAGCAUAUAUAUGUACAUGAUCUGCAGCAUCCUGAUUUGGGGAUUUCAGCUAUUUAAAAAAAAAAAAAUCUAAUUUCAACAUCCAAUCCAAAGAAAUCCUAUUCUGGCUUCCUGUUUUUCCUGCAUUGUGACACUUUUUGGUUGUCACUGACCCACAGCCUCCUGGCAACCUCCCAAGGGAAAAGCUACAGCUCCGGCAAUGAGGUUGUCCCCACCCCUGUUACCAGGACAACCGGCUGAGUAGGUUCAGGUGAAGGAGUUCAGCCCGUGUGCAGCAAUUUCCACAGUGUAGACCGAGGGAAGCCCAGGUGUGGCUCAGAAGCGUUUUCAUUCUGUCUUGGGGGCCUCGGCAGAAUUUGAUCUCUUAAAACCUUUUUCCAGUCUGAAGGUCUGUUGGUUGUUGUAGGUCACCCCUUGGAGGUGCCACAAAUGCUGCCUGGUCUUUGUCUUUUCCCCACCGUGGGUGAUCCAUGUCUGCUCGAGGCUCGUCACCAGCUGGUUAGAGCAGGACAGUUCGUGGAGUCCCCUCUGAGGCCCGUGUGCCUGCUGGAUUCACUGCUUCCCUGCAGGGGGACAGCCUAGAAAAGUCUGUGCUUUCAGUGCGCCCUUUGAUUCCUGCUUAGUGCCCCUCAGGAGCAUGGGUCUUGGGACAUACUUGUUGGAAAAGCAAAAUCUGUAACUUGGUGCUUGUUGAUGAAUUGCAAGCUGGCCUUGCAGAUGGAGAUAUUUAUCUUUCAGUUUAUUUGAAAGAGGUCUGCUUUAAAAUUUUUAGCUUAGAUUUGUUUAUUUAUUUGUGUGUGUGUGUGUGUGUGUGUGUGUGUGUUAAGGGUAAACAUACCAGCCCAACGGUUUCAGCUCUCCGAUCCACGAGGAACUUGAUGAGCCAGCAGUGCGGCUCACUCCUCAGUGUCUGUCCAAGUGCCUUGAGGGCCCAAAAGAAAAUUAAGGGUUGGGGCAGGGGUCCGUGUCCUUCCCUCCUCCUACCCCACCUCCCUUCUUUGAUCUAGGGUUGUCUUCCUUGCUUGAGAGUCGAGAAACGCCACCUGUGGGUUACAUUUGCCUCUUUCUGUCCUGGAGAUCUAGCCUUCAGAAACAGACUCUCAGAACCAAACCAACUAAUCUUUUGAACUACGAUGUACCCCCCCCCCCCCCACCCCUGCCCAAGACCCUAAGGUAGAGGAUUUCCUUGCACCAGCCCAUACAGCUAUGAGCUACAGCCCUGCCUGCCACGGUUCUCCUCCGGUCCACAUGGAGCCCGGCUGGCUGUCCUCGUCCCCAACUCAGGUUCCCCUCUGGGGCUCCACGUUCCCCACCCUCCCAGAAGCACUCUGCUGGGGGGAAUGGCCCCGGCAGAUGAAGCCUGCGUUCCUGCUCUGUGUCCACAAAGGCCAGGCCUCCCCAUGUACUCCCCACAGAGUCGCCAUGGACACUGGGCUUCUGUCCAUUGCUGCCCAGCUCGAUGGCGAUUUGAAGGUGCCUUUUACUCCCAAUCUGCUCGAAGGUUUAAGUUGUUUUGGUUGUUUUGGCUGGUGUUUUUUCCAGACAGAUUUCACCUGCCCCCACACCCCAGGAACUCCACUCGGUUGCGUUGUGGUUGGACCAGUGUGGAAUCAGAAUUGGAAAGUAGCUUCCUGCGUCCACCUGGCCUGCCCUCUCGCACAAUGUGGUCUGCAGCACAGAGAGAACUGCUUCCUAAGACCUGUGCUCUGACGUGCCUUUCUCCUCUUUCCCCCGUGAAACUGAACUCCGGGGGACGUUGUUGUGCUUGCAGAACUGCCUGGAUUGCUGCUGCUUGUGCUUGCGACCUGGAGAGCCGCUCUGGGGCCCGAGUCGUGAGCCCUCGUUUCCUGUGAGAAGGGGUUGUCUGCCAGGGUGGCUCCGACCCGGUGUUCCAUUGUGUCCCCCUGGUAGGGUACCACACUUGUCCACCAGGCUCAAGAAAGCAGAUGCCUGACGUUGCGUUUAAGUUUGGGGGGACAGAUAGAGACAACCAUCCAGAGUCCCCAGAUUUCCAGAGUCUAGUGAAUUUCCUGGAAGGAGGCUGCAUCCUUCUCAAAACUUCUAUCAUCUCAGAAGCUGUCAUCCCAGGUGGGUGACAUGUGCACUUUAACCGCUCUCAUCUGUCGGCUUCAUUUUUGAGACAAUCGGCUAUGUUCGUGGAGGCGGGGUAAAAACCUGCAGUUUGCCAUAAUUCAGCCUUUGCCAACAUUCCACUCUCUACCCCCACGAGAGCUGUCUGUGGGGCAGAAGUCAAGUUUGGGGGGUUGUUUUGUUUUUUGAAAAGGUACGAAUCCUACCUUUUUCCCUCUUACGUCUCAGGGUAGCACCACUGAAAGUUGUCCCUUCAAGAAUGUUCUCCCUCGUUAUCUUGCCUAACCCCUGGUAUCAGCACAAAAUUUUAAGACCCAUGGGGUUUGUUUUACCCUUAUGGGGGCAGGUGUUGGUGUGUGGGGGGUUGAUAAAGCAGGUUUUGCCUUAAGUGAAGGGUGGAAAAUCAUACCUUAGAAGCCAGGACUCGGUCCAGGAAUUGACGUUCACAGAAGUACUUGGUAUUUCAUCCCUUGGUCUCUAAAGUUGCUUUUCCGAAGCCCGUUCUUGCUUCCCGAGGACUUUGGUAUUUGCACGGGGCUGCCAUCCACCCCAGUGUUGAUGGGUGCACGGUUGUGCCCAGAGGGCAGCCAGGCCCCGCGCAGGGCUUGGAGAGCCUGUUCUAGUGAGUGGGCUUCAGUGACCGUAGACAGGGUGGUUUGGAGGGGACCCCAGACGGUGCUGGCCUCCCGCCAGUGCUCGGACGCCCUUGGGAUUUGGAAGCCCAGAAACAUCCCUCAGCUUAGAUGGUGGCAGUGGUUGAGAGAGACGUGUGGCCUGCCUGCCUUCCGGUUCCCAGCCCAGCGCAUCGUUCUCGCUGAUCUGCAGACAAAGAGGAGGGUUGCGGUUUGUGUCUUGAUUUUUCUUCCAGUGUAGCCUAACAUUCCUAGUCACCCAGGAGCUUUGGAAUCUACCACCUGCUGGCCAGGUUUUAGAAAGUAUUUUCAUGCUGCCAUAAAAGGAAAAAAAAAAAAAUAGGAAGGGGGGAAAAAAAAGGCUUUUCUUUCGUUGUAUCAUCUAAUUUAAUUUGUGCAAAGAUUGACAGGCCUUGAAUUACUUCUCCAUCUCGCUAAGGUUCAAAGCCGGGCAAACCCAACUGGCUAAAGUCCUCCGGCCACAGACCCUGACAACCUGCUCCACACACCCAGCCAAGCCCGGCCUGUGCUGGGGGUGCCUCGCUGCUGUCCAGCAGAGGGCGCUGCCCCCCAACCCGGCCUCUUCCCCUCCCAGAGACUCCCCCAGCCUGAGCUCUCCUGUCUCUUGCAGCCACCUGACAGGGAGCCGCCCGGUCAGCUCGCCCGUGGUCACGGUUUAGCCUGUGGUUUUCUGUGUCCUUACCUGCCGGGGGCGCGGGGGGACGCCCAGAUAUGCAGGAGGCCGACCCCCGUACACCUUAUACCUCUGCUUCUGUUGUUUUCAGAUGCUAUAUGAACAUUUCUAUGCUAGAUUCUUUGAAAUACAAAGGGGUUAAAACCCAGAUGCUGUAUAUUAAUUUGUAAUUAUGUAUAAAGUAAAACAGUUUUAAACUGUAAAAAUUUUUUUUCAGUGUGUUUUCUGGGAUUUUGCCACAGCAUACUGGCUUUGUAUUUUAUUUAUCUUCCUUUCUAGUUAUUGGCUUCAGACUCUACUUGUAAAGUCCCCUCCACCCUUUCAAAAAAAUAAAUGUCCCUUAAGUCUCAA
Felis catus (domestic cat) is the source of this 13566-nucleotide messenger RNA. It is a transcript of the gene AKAP13, whose product is annotated as A-kinase anchoring protein 13. Gene Ontology annotation, molecular function: MAP kinase scaffold activity; guanyl-nucleotide exchange factor activity. Gene Ontology annotation, biological process: regulation of Rho protein signal transduction; adrenergic receptor signaling pathway; positive regulation of canonical NF-kappaB signal transduction. Lineage: Eukaryota; Metazoa; Chordata; Mammalia; Carnivora; Felidae. The record is from RefSeq and is a predicted model, not a curated record. The transcript has 36 exons. Bases 1117 to 9186 code for a protein of 2689 amino acids. Gene Ontology annotation, cellular component: actin cytoskeleton; membrane.